Messenger RNA from Penicillium maclennaniae, 1254 nucleotides. Its product is annotated as ICE2 family protein. NCBI's taxonomy places the organism in Eukaryota, Fungi, Ascomycota, Eurotiomycetes, Eurotiales, Aspergillaceae. The record is from RefSeq and is a predicted model, not a curated record. Gene Ontology annotation, cellular component: perinuclear endoplasmic reticulum; cortical endoplasmic reticulum; endoplasmic reticulum membrane. The transcript is spliced from 3 exons. Bases 1 to 1254 code for a protein of 417 amino acids. Gene Ontology annotation, biological process: septin ring assembly; endoplasmic reticulum inheritance.
AUGUGGCUCUCCAGAGUCUUCUCGUCGGCCGUCUUUCUCGCCGUGACGAUAUCGUCCAUCCCUCUCGCGUUCGAUGUCGGCGGCAAGACGUGCGCGCUCCUGGUUCCGUUCCUCCUCGUCACCGUCAUCCGAUCCACGCAAUGGAUCUUGAUUCCCAUCCUGUUGAUCUGGUCCCUGAAUCGCUUCUCGGAGGAUGCGGGGAGUAACGGCGGAUGGGUGGAACGCACCUUCAGUGGGAAGCGGACGCCGGAUAGCUCUGUUCAGGAGUGGCUCUUCGGUCGUGACGGUUUGGUCGAGAGUGUGACCCUGGGCAACUGGGACCGACUCUUGAGAUGGUCAACUCCCGUCUUUCAGCUCGCCGAGGGCUUUUGCAGUUUAUUGGUGAUUCAGGCUGCCGGGCAAAUUACUCGCUGGCUCGUGAACCGAGGCGGACGAAGCGACAGCUGGAUGAUCGGCCUCCUAGUUCUUUCCGCUACCGUCAUUUCGAGCUCUGUCUACUUCCUCUGGCGCGUUCUUCAGUUCCCUGAGAUCUCCAAUGUGGAUGCUGCUCUGAUCGGCGUCUCCAUUACGUGCGCAGUGAUCCUGUGUGCUUGGGGCAUUGGCAGUGGGCGUGGAAACCCCGUAGAGAGCUCUCUCCUCUUUGCGUACGUCGUUCUCUGCAUCUAUCAGAUCUUCACAGAUUAUCAGCCCUCGUACCCUGUGGAGCACACACCUUCACCUUCGCAGGCCGGCGACUUCCCUCCGCUCCCGCCUAUCAUCAUGGCGUCGUACACCACGCUUAUGCACGCGUUGUCCCUGCUGCCUUCGAUCAUUCACGCAGCCUUCAAUGUGAUCACCGCUGUUUUCAGUGCAGUGACACCAUCAGUUCUGAUUUCACUCGCCUACCGACUGCUCGUGCUAUAUGCCUCAACACGAAUAAUUCCUGCUGUGCGCGGAUCUGGGGCCCGCGCUCUCUCCCAGGAAGCCUCUCUCGAUGACUCGGACGCGGCCGGUCAGCUUCUGGGCUUCUUGAGCUAUUUUGCACCCACUAUUCUUGUCGCUGUCUAUACCAGUCUUCUGAUGCAGCAUUUCUCAUCGACCUCUCAAGCCAUGGGGGGCAGCGGCGAGUGGUGGAGCACACAAGGCGCCGGCGGUGGCAACUUGUGGAAGUGGAUCAAUCUAGCCUGCACUACAGCUCUUUACGCGGUCGAGCUGUGGCUUGGAGAGCACGAUGACCUGGACAAUGGUCUAGCCGGUCACUGGAAGACCGACUGA